This is a messenger RNA of Dromiciops gliroides (monito del monte), 1992 nucleotides long. RefSeq names its product chromosome 3 C21orf62 homolog (gene EPCIP). The coding region runs from base 298 to 987 and encodes 229 amino acids. The transcript is spliced from 2 exons. The record is from RefSeq and is a predicted model, not a curated record. NCBI's taxonomy places the organism in Eukaryota, Metazoa, Chordata, Mammalia, Microbiotheria, Microbiotheriidae.
UUCAAAAUAAUACAGGUACUGAUCCUUCUGGGUCCUUAAUGAAAGCAGGAGGCUGAAGGCUUCCUUCCUUGUUGUCAUGGCAACGACAAGAGCUGCCGGCCCUCUGUUAGCAUAAACCAACAGCAAAUGCAAGACCACACAUUCCACACAGCCUUGAAGAUUUACCAAGCUCUAGGGCCAAAAUUGAGCCUCAAUGGUCAGACCGAUCUUCCAAGGGAAGAAGGGGAGCGCCAUAAUUUUAACCCCUAUAUGUGGUUGGCAUUGGCUUGAUUCACCGAAUGAAAGAAAACCCAAGAAAUGAGUGUCACUGUGUUAUCUGUGAAAAAGAUGGCUCUGCCCUUUGGUCAGCACCUCCUUCUAAUUAGCUUCUUUGGCUUCUUUGCAUGCAGCAGCUUUGUAAGAGGUCAAAAGAACAACACACUGAUUUUCACCAAGGAAAACAUCAUUCGCAACUGCAGCUGCUCUGCUGAUAUACGGGAUUGUGAUUACAGUUUGGCCAAUUUGAUGUGCACUUGUAAAACCGUUUUACCCUAUACAAUGGAGCGAGCCAGCUAUGACAGUGAUCUGACUAUCUGGUUCACCGACACCACUGCACUGGGCUUCCUACUGAACUUUACACUGGUUAGGGACCUGAAGCUCUCCUUAUGCAGCACCACUACCCUCCCAACAGAGUAUCUGGCUAUUUGGGGACUGAAGAGACUUCGAAUCAACACAGAAGUCAAAGAUCAGUUCCCAGAGCAAAGCCUACUGAUACACAGCAGUGGUGACAGGGACUUUAAGGAAGAUAAGCCUAAAUUGUCCACAGACAGGCAAACAUUUUUAUAUGUUUCAUUCUUGGAUACAGCUCUUUUCAAUGGGGAAUCUUCUUUGAAAUCAUACAGUAUUGAAAACGUUGCCAGUAUCACAAAUAACUUUCCUUACCUUUCUUACUUCAAAAUGUUUUCCAUCCCAAGCAACAAAAGCUAUAUUGUUACAUUCAUUUAUUGAUAUUGUAUUGUGAUCAAUUUCGAUGGAAAUAUUAACAAAAUAGGGUUAAUCUGUACGACAUAGAUCAUUGAGGGACUUCUGACCUUAUAAAUACCCACAAACACGUUGCCUUGCCCCUUUGUUUUCCAGCUCCCCUCUAUGCGUUGUUCUCUCCCUCCAGGAAUGUAAGGUCCAUGAGGGUAGGGAUUAUCUUGUUUGUAUCUAUAGCAGAGUGCCUGACGAAGUUAAAUGCUUAAAAUAUGUUCUCUCUGUCUCUGUGUGUCUCUCUCUCUCCUCUUCUCUGUCUCUCUGUAUGUACGUAUGUAUGUACCCAUAUAUGCAUCUAUACCUCUAUCAAUUUCUCUAAGGAGACAGACAUAGAGAUAGAGAUAUGAAAAGAGAGCGUGAUGCUACUGGAGAAAACAAACUCCAAAAAACUCACCAAAGAAAAUUAAGCUAACUGUAUCUCAACAGGCAGAGAACUACUAGUUACUGAUGUGUAAUAUCAAAAUCAACUGUCUUAUGUACAGUCAGACCACAGACUAAAAAAAACAAGAGGGCAAAAGUCAAAAUCGGGGGCAGCUAGGUGGCAAAGUGGAUAGAGCACCAGCCCUGGAUUCAGGAGGACCUGAGUUCAAAUCCAGCCUCAGAUACUUAACAAUUACUAGCUGUGACCCUGAGAAAGUCACUUAACCCCAAUUGCCUCACCAAAAAAUUAAAAAAUUAAAAAGUCAAAAUCAACAUCAAGUUAAAUAAAAGGUUAAAGAUGAGAUGCCACGGUAAAUAACUACAACUUAACAACUUCAACCUAUUAAAAUUGAUGCUAGGAAAUGGGAAAUGGAUAAAGGAAAAUAUACUAAUCUUAAUUGUCAUAAUUUUCUGCAAAAGUUUAACAUAAAACAAUUUGUAACAAUUGGAAUGAUGCCACCUGCUGGAGACUUACUGUAGGAAAGCUCCGCCAUGAGGAGAAGGCACCUGAGGGCAAGACAUGUGGCUUUUCUUUGGUGUCAAGAAGUGACACUUGCU